Molecule: messenger RNA, 8490 nt
Organism: Stegostoma tigrinum
Lineage: Eukaryota; Metazoa; Chordata; Chondrichthyes; Orectolobiformes; Stegostomatidae
Product: mth938 domain-containing protein-like
Exons: 5
Coding region: 189-557 (122 amino acids)
Biological process (GO): positive regulation of fat cell differentiation
Cellular component (GO): cytoplasm
Source: RefSeq, a predicted model, not a curated record
GAGGACAAGGGGGUUGGCCUCGAGGAAUCCGUGUUUCAGCCGCGGCUCUCGGGAGACCAUCUCAAGUUAUCCUGUCAUCUGGUAUGAAUUCAUGUGAAAUAGAAACAGAAAGUUCUGGAAAUGUUCAGCAGGACUGGCGUUUUCUGUGACCAGCAAUCACAAAUUCUCGACUUCAAUGUGAAUGAACCAUGACUUCACCAGCUAUUGCCUCACUAAAGUGGGGCGAAAUGAAGGUUGAGGGCAGUGACACUCUAUUCAAAGAUUGUAAAGUCUGGCCCGGAGGAAAGCGAGCAUGGGACUGGAGAGAGACAGGAACUCGUCAUACACCUGGAGUUCAACCAGCUGAUGUUAAUGAAAUUGUUAACAAAGGUAUUCAGACUUCAAUAAUUGGACGGGGAAUGGAUGAAGCAUUGCAAGUGCCUGAAACGACUCUGUCCUUCAUCAGAAGUAAGGGUAUUGAUGCUGUGGUUCUCCAAACAGAGAAAGCCGUGCAGCAGUACAACAAACUAGUGAAAGAAGGGGUUGCCGUUGGAGGAAUCUUCCAUUCAACCUGCUGAAGCAUCCAAGGACCACAGGAGAAUAAGUUGUUCUGUUUUGAUGGCAGUUUUAGCAUUCUGUUAUGAUAUAUUUCACACAAAAUACAAAGGUAAAUUAACUCAAAGCUUGUGUUCUGAAAAGUAGAGCAGAUUUUGAAAACCAUUUAAAGAAUUAACACAAUUCAGUGGCCUACAUUUUCUACUAAAAUGAUUAUUUGGACUACAAUGAGCUAAUGCUCGCAUUUCUACCCUGUUUCAAUGGAUAAUAAAUGUUCUUUGUUAUUUUUAACUAAAGUUUAUGUUGAACUCCGUUAUGUAUCAGCUGUUAUCUUGGUUGUCACAUGCAUUGGCUUAAUAAUAGGUUCAUAGCACUGAAUGAGUAUUAUUUAUCAUUUAUGUAGGUAGCUCAGAAUCAUGUGUACUGGAUAUUUAUAUCUAUGACUAGAACUGACUCUGGGCAAUUAAAUUAAUGAUAAGACCUAAAUAAUUUUCCUGCAAACUGCUGAUAAUGUGAAAAUCAAUGGAUCUAACCACAUUUUAACUGUCACCAGUGGCAAGUGCCAGCUGUAACAACGACAACUUCUUUGGCACAGCUGUAUUAAGUUUGUUAGAGUUUCAGGAUGACAAAAACCCCUUGAACAAUAACCAUAACAGAAAUGGAACAUCACCUAACACUUCCCUUAAGAACCACAUUUCACAGUCACACAUAUACUUUAUUGCAAGUUUCUCACAGAAUCACGGGAUGGUUGUAGCACUAAAGGAGAUCACUUGGGCUGUUGAAUACAUGCAAUCUUUUUGACUAGCUACAACAAUGCCUUCCCAAAUAUUACAGCUUGAAGGAUUCUGAGGUUCAUGCAACAUUGUACCUUGUACAGCAUCAGUGCGCUCCAUGCCUGCAUUUGUUGUUUUAACAUUUCCACAAUAAAAUCAUUGAAACAGGACAUCUUACAUGAGCUGCUGGGUGAUCUUUAUUAUAAAUACUUGUUUAAAUUAAUUUCUCAAUUACAUAAAUACAUGUAUGGUGCUGCAUUUAAAAGUUAUAGGGAAAUUUAAUAGUCUAAUUAAUAGACCAAAGCUGAAAAAAACUCUAAAGAAUCCAUUAGUGUAGGACAAAUCAGUGUAUUCUAAAAAUGUUUGAUGACCUAUAACUUGAAGAGAAUAACAUAAAGGGAAUAUUCAAAUAAAUUUUAGCUUCAAGUUGCUUUGUCAUUGCCUGACCAAGCCUGGUGUAGUUGAGGUAAUGCCAUGACCUAAAUCAUUUUCUGACCAGCCACUUGUAAUUUGGAAAGCAAUGAAUCAACUACAAUUUAAGUGUUCCCAUCAGUAGCACCAGCUGUAGCCAUGACAACUUACUUGCUACAACUGCCCAUAAGGAUUCUGUAACAUCAGGAACACAGAAAACCUUUACACAGCUGCUGAAUAUAAUAUUCCAGCCGGGAAAUAUCAUUCUGCUUUUUCUGGGUGUGAUUUGUAAAUUUGCUGCCAUUUUUUAAAAAAAGCAAAGUUGAGAAAUCUUCUCCUUUUCCAAACGAGUAAAAAUUGAAACGUUUCCUGUGGGUUGUAGGCAGGACACUUGCGGGUCUGACUGCCAUGAUUCAUUUGCUCUUGAACGAAUGCUUCUUAUUUUGCAAACAGUGCAGCACUAAUCUGGCUGAAGGUGACCCUGUAAACUGGAGAUACUUCUCAAAAUUUGAAAGCUUCAAUCAGCUAACUACAAUACUAUGAACAUAGGUUUAGGAACAGGAUUAGUCAGUCAAACCUGCUGUGCCAUUCAAUAGAAUCAUGUCUGAUCUACAGUUUUAACUUCAUUUCCUUGUCUGCAACCCAUAUCCUUUGUUCCCCUCACCAAAAUGACUAUCUCAGCCUUAAAUAUCUUAGUAGUGGAGCCCUUGAGGCAAAACAUUUCAAUGAUUCAUAACUGUCUGAAGAUAUGUCUCCUCAGCUCAGAACUCAAGAGUUACCUUAAGUUAUCCUAUCCUCCUUGUCCUGAGAUGCGUCAAUCAGCCAAUGGAAGCAAUCUCUUGGUGGCUACCCUGUCAAACCUUCUCAAAAACUGAUGGUUUAAUGCAAUUGCCUUAAUGUGUUUCAACUCCUCUAUUCCGGUUUACCUGGUGAAGAUUUACUAAAAAAAUUAAAUUGCCGCACAGGUUAAAAAUAAAAAUACCUCUUUGCAAUCUAUUACCAUGGCAAUGUCGUACUCCUUCCCUUUAUUACAGGGAAUCACACAGAUUAAAAGUUAUGGACAAUUUGUUUCAACAACCCAGAAAGAGGCCAUUCACGGUUUAGUGUUCUUUUGUCCCCAACCUAAAUAAGAACCUUUCAAUUUCAGUUACUUUAAUUCUGAAGGGUGGUUAGUACUGCUGUCUCUCAGUGCCAGGGACUUCGGUUCAGUUCCAGCCUCGGGCAACUGUCUGUGUGGAGUUUGCACACUCUCCCCAUGUCUGCAUGGGUUUCCUCCAGGUACUCCAGUUUCUGCCCACAGCUGAAAGGUGGAUUGGCCAUGCUGAAUUGCCCAUUGUGUUGAGGGAUAGGCAGGCUGGUUGGAUUGGCCACGGAAAAUGCAGGGUUACAUAGAUAGGGUGGAUCUAGGUGAGAUGCAGUUCAGAGGGAGAGUGUGUACACAAUGGGUGAAUGGCCUGCUUCCACACUGUCAGGAUUUUAUUCUAUGAGCACCAGGCCCCCAAACCAUGACCCAUAAGCAUAAUUAUCAAAUAUCAAUCCAAACGUUACUCAUUUUAAAAAUUAUGUAUUUUGAUAUUUCCACAAUACUCUGCAAAUUUUGACCUUAGUAGUAGCUUAGCCCAGGUGGUAGUGUUCUUGCCUCUGAAUCAGAAUUUUAAGACUUUCAUUCCCAUUAUGGAUUUGCACAAAUAGUUAGUGUGGUAGCUCAACUCACCAUCGAAUGAGUUUGCCAUAAGCUGUUUUCUUUCUGAUUUAUGUUAAUGUAAAAUAUUACAUCAGAAAUUUCUAUCUUUGACUUAACAAAUAUUCUUCUCUCUUGCAACAAUUUGCUGCAAAUAAAUUUCCUGGUUGUUUAUUUGUUGCUGGUUAUAAGCCCUUUGCUGUGUACAAGUUCUCUACUUUGUUUACCUACCUAACAAAUGUGAUUGUAUUCAUGCACAUUUUGUAUGGUAAACUGCAAUGGGACGCCUUUAGGAUCUGAUGAGCACUUUCUGUUUGAUGUUCUUCUUAAAACCAGGAUAAUCUCUUUCCCAAACCCAAGCAGAGAAAACCGAACUGAAAACUAUGAAGUAGGCAAAUCAAAUUGCAAGAUUCUGUUUUUAUUCCUGAGCCAUUAGUGUGAAGCAGUACAGUGCAGGAAGAACAUCUCCCACUUGGACUUCUGUGAAUGCAUGUGUAAGUGUCACGCAGGAGCAUAACUGUAAAUUGCCAGUAAGAAAACACAAAUAAAUUUAAAAAUUUGUAAAAGCUUACUGAUGAUGAAAGACAUUUAGCCCAUCUUAAGUUCAUGCAAUAAAGAAUGAGGCCAACAGCUCAUUGAUUCCAUUUUACCUCUCUGAUAGACCUGUCAGUUCUGACCACUUCCUUGCACUUUCCUCAUCACCAAAUCAUUUUUUCCCCUUCAGGUAUUGUGAAGUUCAGAACUGAAUCUUGUCCCACAAUGUUUGCAGGUUGGCAUUGUUACAAAAAUGUGAAAAAAGGAGUUAAAAUGCUCACCUGUCUCUGUCACUUUUAUUAAUUGUCACCUUGUACCAAUCCACCUGCCAUUGGAAACACUUUCUCCCUAUUCAUAAGCAGAAUUUUUCUUGAUUUUUGAACAUCUCUAUUUAGUCUCCUCAAUCGUUGGUUCUGGGGAGCAAUCCCAGCUUCUCUAAUCUCUUCAUGCAACUGAGGAUCCUGAUUUCUGGUCCAAUUCUAUAAAAUUUCCACUUCACCUUUGCAAGGCAUUGACAUUCUGUGUAAACUAUGGAGCUGCAAAUUGGGCACAGUGCUACAACUAAGGCCUAAUGAGUUAUUUAAAGGCAUUUAUCAAUUUUUUUUACCCUUGUUGAAAUAAUAAAAUACCUGUAUACUUUAACAGCUAUAUUUUCUUUGCUGCUGUCAAAGAUUUCACUCUGUAAACCUACAUUUAUGUCUAAUCUUGCAAUCCCUUUAAAAUUAUACUGUUUUGUUCAUAUUUUCACUCCUCAUUCUUCCCUCCAAAAUUCAGCAUUUUCACUUCUCCAUGCUAAAUUUUGUUUGCCAUGUCCUCAUUUUACCAAACUGAGCAUAUCUUGAAGGUCCAUCAGUCACUCUAAACUCAUGCUGUUUCUUCAGGAAAUAACUCAAUCAAAUUUAUCAAGCACACUUUUAAUAAAUCCUUGCUUUCAUUGAUUAUAUUAUUCAAAAAGAGUAGUUAUUUAAUUUCAAUUAUUGUCGCCAUAGAGUCAUAGAGAUGUAUAGCAUGGAAGCAGACCCUUCGGCCUGAUUCAUCCAUGCCGACCGAAUAUCCUAAAUCAAUCUAGUCACAUUUGUCAGCAUUUGGCCCAUAUCCUUCUAAAUUCUUCCUAUUCAUACAUCCAUCCAGAUAUCUUUUAACUGUGGUAAUUGUACCAGCCUCUACCACCUCCUCUAGCAGCUCAUUACGUACAUGUGCCACCCUCUAUGUGAAAAAGUUGCCCCUAAGGUUGUUUUGAAAUCUUUGCCCUCUCACCUUGAACCUGUGCCUUCUAGUUUUGGACUCCCUUACCCUGAGGAAAAGACCUUGACUAUUUACUCAAUACAUGCCUUUCAUGAUUUUACAGACUUCUGUAAAGCUCACACCUCAACCUCUGAUGCUCAAGAGAAAAUAGCCCCAGUCUACUCAGCCUCUUACAAUAACUCAAACAAUCCAACCCUGGCAACAUCCUCGCAUGUCAUCUAAAAUCUUUCAAGUUUAAUAACAUCUUUCCCAUAGCUGGGAGAAAAUAAUUGAAUGCAGUGUUCCAAAAGCAGUCUAACCAAUCCCCAGUAUAGCCAUGACCUCUGAACUCCUCUACUCAAUGAACUGAUCAAGAAAGGCAAGCGUAUCAAAUGAAUUCGUCGCCAGCCUCUCUACCUGUGAGUCCCUUUUCACAGCAUCCCAAGGUCUCUUACUCCCCAGGACCUUACUGUGAAGUUUACAAGUCCUACCCUGAUUUGCCUUCCAAAAUGCAGUGUCUCACAUUUAACUAAAUUAAAAUGCAUCUGCCGCCCUUGAUCCAUUAGCCAAUCUGAUCAAGGUUCUAUUGUACUCUGUGGUAACCUUCUUCACUGUCCAUUACACCAUCAAUUUUGGUGUCAUCUGCCAACUUCCUAUCCAUACCUCCCACGUUCACAUCCAAAUCUUUUGUAUAGAUGAAGAGCAACAAGGAAGCCAGCAUCAAUCCUUGCCGCACACUGCUGAUCACAAGCCUCCAGUCUGAAAAGCAACUCUCCACCGCCACCCUAUGACUCCUAAUGUUGAGCCAAUUUUGAAUGCAAAUGGCUAGUUCUCCACCUGAUUGUUUCCAUGUGAUCUAACCUUGCUAACCAUUCUACCAUGUAGACACUUGUCAAAUGUCUUACUGUCCACAUAGACAACCCUAACCCUAACCACUCUGCCUCCAUCAAUCUUCUUCGUCACUUCUUCAAUAAACUCAAUCAAGCUAGUGAGACAUGAUUUUCCAUGCAAAAAUCCAUGUUGACUAUCCCUAAUCAGUCUUUGCCUCUUCAAAUGUGUUCCCUUUGCUGGCAUUGUGCUGACUGAUCUAUAAUAAAUUUAUCUCUUGCCUCUUUUUGAACUUUGAUCCAGCCCAAAGCACCUCCACUUUGCAGCAUCAAAUAAUUUCUGUCAUCAAUCUUGGGUUUUGCUUUCCAUACUGAGUGGAAGUUUGGAUUUAUUCAUUCUACCACAAUGCAUUGAAAGAUAGUGAUGUGGAUUAACCCUUUAGCAUAUAAUUUAUUACCCUACAUUCCUCUAAAAUUUUAGAAGAAGGGUCUCCAGAAUUUAGAUUCCUGACCCUACCUUUUGCCACUUCUCUAUAUUACUUUCCAUGCCGAAGCCUUUCCUCAAUUUCCGUCUAAUCCUAUGUGACAUUUUACACUUGUAGAAAACUAUUUGACAUGUUAAAAAUAUAUUGUCAUUACACAAAAGAAAGGUACUUAGGCAAUGUACCCUUUCCUUUUCAAUGCUUCUCUGAUCCCUUGAAUGCACUUUGUCAUGUUGAGGUACAGUUCCAGUGGUUUCAUCUGUCCUCAGGUGACUGUUCUUCAUGUAGAAAAUUGGAAAAUGAGUGUUGGUAAGAUAUUCAACAGUGAAGAGGACUAACAUAGCACAGCCCAAUUUUUUCCACACAACAUGUGUACUUUCCCAAGUCCAGCUUAACUAAUUGGACAACAAUCAGGAAUGAGAGCCUUGUUAAUAUUUCCCUAGACAUGGAAGCCUAUUAUAAUACCCUCAUGGUUAUUAGCUGAAAUCAGCGAUCUGAGUACAGUCCAAGAAUUAAAUAGUCAUAGUUAUCCAUGGACAAAACUAUAAUUCUUUAUGCAUCAGCCUCACAUCUUUACACUUGCACAUCAAUGAAUGUUUUGCUCCAGUGGGAAAGCCUUAAAAAUACAGAAUCGCAAGAUAAAUGCUGUUCAUUAUUUUAUUGGAGAACAUUACAACAUUCAAACCAGGAAAUACUGUGGUAAUUUAUAAAAAUAUACAUUUGCCCUAGAAUGAAAAACUAUUUACAUGAAUAUGUGCUGCGUUAUCCAGGAUACAGUGCCAUUUCUCUUAUACUAUGCAUUGAAAUGUGAGCAUGCAUUGUGUAUGACAGUUUAAAAUUAGUUCCUCAUAGACUUUUAAAAAAAAAUCUUACUGAAGUAUUUAGAGCGAAAGAAAUUUCACACAAGUAAUCAAAAAGGCAACAAAGUACCACAGAGUGCAAUAGUUACUGAGCUUUCUUUAUCCCUUUGAGUGUUUCUCAAUGAUUUUAUUUCAAUCAGGCAAUUAAAUCUCCAUUUAUUCUAUUUUAGACUUUCUCUUUCUAACAUAUGACUAUUGUUCCAGACUGACUUUCAGUUUUCUGCAGCAAGAAAUACUUUUUCGUACCUUGAACAAACAAAACCUUUAUAUAUAGUACCUAUUGUGUGUUAAAUACAAAGGGUUCACCUUAAAUGAAAUGCUUCCCACUAGAGUCAGAUGCAAAUUACUAUUACAGUGCUUAGUUAACAUGUAGUUUUAAAUACUAUCAAAAAGAACAACAGAAAAGCAUACACCCGUGAACAAACAAAUGCUGGCACUUUAUUUACCAAAAAGUGUCUGUCCAUUGUAAUAUACUCUUUUUGUGUCAUUUGUUUCUAACUACAACAGCUUGCAAUUAAUUAGAGUACUGGGUGCCUUAAAGAAAGCUGGCAUCAAUCACCCUACUAUCUUUACUACAAUUUUUUGUUAGAAUUUUAUUUAAUCACAUUAGUGAGUCUCUAGGUGUUGUAGUUAGAAGCUUUGGACUAUCUAGUUAGUUGCUGAUCGUACAUGCAUUUCAUUAUCUUCCCUCAGUAUGUAAAUUUGUCAAUGUAAAGCUGUCAAAGACAGCUGGUGAGAGGAAAUGGCAGUUAUGGAAUCUGGCAGUACAAUCUAUGUGAACAAAAAAAGAACAAAACAUAAAAUAUACAAAAUAAACUUGCCCUACAUUUAAAAAUUGUGAAUCAUUGUUCCUCAAAUGAUUUUUUUGAUGUGGUAUAAACAGAGGACUGUAACCUUGAAAUGUUUUAAUCUAUGUGCACGCAAUGAGAAAGGAAAAAAUAUCUAAAUUCAGAGCAGAUCUAUCAACUACUGAAAAAAACACAUAGGUUUGUAUGUUGGGUGAAGAUGCUCUGUCAGUCUGGUUCUACUCUUAUCUGGUACCAUUUAGCCUGCUAUGCAUUACGUACCUAUCUGUUUUGAUUUCAAAUUUCCAGUAUUGUUCUGUUUUGGUGCUUUGUAAUUAUCGUAAUGUUCAAUAUUAAAGCAGUUCAUAGUUGAACAUUA